ACACAAUACCCCCUUCAAAAUAUCCUGAAUGUUUUAUACUUAAACUUAUCAACUUACACAUACUCGACACGCUCAAAGAUAAUUGCAAUAAUGUUGUUUUUUCACAAUCUCUUACUUUUGACUACUACAGCUGUGGCAGUUAACGUUAUCAUCUUCAUUGUCGAUAGUAAUCAUAAUUGCCCAAACGAUGAAACUGUUCUUAUUUGCAGUGACAUUGGCAGGGGAAUUUGCUGUACCAGCACUGAAUUUACUGGCUUUCCUUCACUGCAAGUCGCAGGGAUCAGUACUCAACCACAAGAUGGUAAUCUUGCUAUUGCAUUUUCGGAAUCAGGAGAUAAUAGAUGCGGCGUUACUUGCGAUUCCGCUUUUGCAGAAAACAACGCCUGUUUAACUUGCGGCAACGAUGGUAUUAGUGGCGGAGGAUGGGACAUUAUUCCGGUGAAAGAGCAAUCUAUGGAGUCGCUAUCUUCAUGCACAGGCUCGGUAAAGCCUGACGAACUUAGAUACCAAGGCCGCUCAUAUAGGAUUUACCAUGACGUUCCAGAAAAUAUUACCGCUGAACUCAUCGACCUGGUCAACAAGAAAACAAAUGUUGCUGAUUUUCCAGCGCACUUAGCUCAAUAUGAAAAACUCAACUAUGGCCACUAAUGUUGUCUCAUACAUCUAUUUUUGUUGACUUUAUCCUAAGAGUCUGGGCUCAGACUAUCCUUGGAAUAAAACACUAAGACACAGAAUAAGGUGACUGACUCCAAAUAUACUAAGGAAGAGUCAGUAGGAGGAUCAGAGUUGAACAAGAACACAGAUUGAACAAAGAGGAUUAUUAUUGAAUCACAGUCUUUUCUGAUAAAAUAUAUGCAUAUAUUUAUAUGUUUGUCUGAUUUUCCUUAAAGAAGCAUAGGUAUACUACAAUCAUUUAUAUAAUCUAACCCUUAUACCUUUAACCUGAUCUAUAAUGUAAAUAUCCUG
Messenger RNA from Trichoderma asperellum CBS 433.97, 966 nucleotides. RefSeq lists its product as uncharacterized. Lineage: Eukaryota; Fungi; Ascomycota; Sordariomycetes; Hypocreales; Hypocreaceae. The record is from RefSeq and is a predicted model, not a curated record.